Molecule: messenger RNA, 945 nt
Organism: Thecamonas trahens ATCC 50062
Lineage: Eukaryota; Apusomonadida; Apusomonadidae
Product: aminoalcoholphosphotransferase
Exons: 2
Coding region: 1-945 (314 amino acids)
Source: RefSeq, a predicted model, not a curated record
AUGGCACCCAACUUGGUGACCCUUGUCGGCUUUGCUUGGCCUCUCGUUAAUUUCCUCCUCUUUAUCAUCUACGCGCCGACGCUGACAGAGAUUUCGAGCUCUCCUCUUGGUGAGCUGUUUGAUCAUGGUUGCGAUGCCAUCAAUGCCUCGGUCACUACCCUGGUCGUCACUGCUCUUCUUCGUCUUGGCCCGACUGAUCCGUCCGCCCUCUUUAUGCUCACCAUCUCGUGCAUUAUGUUCUUUACCGCCACUCUCGAAGAAUACCACACCCACACCCUCGCUCUCGGCGUCAUCAACGGGCCAACCGAGGGCAUCCUUAUUAUGAUCGCUCUGGCCUUCUCCGCCGCCGCCUUCUCCACCGACAUCUGGCUCAUGCCCGCCAACGAGGUCUUUGGCACUUCGUUUGCUAUCCUCGACGGCGUGCUUCUCAACCAGUUGGUUGUCUUUGCCGAGCUGCCCAUUGCUCUCUCCACCGUCUUCACCAACCUCUCAGCCUGCGUCCGCAAGCCCAAGCACGGCACUGUCUCGGCCGCCACCCUCGCCGCCAACCUCUUCCCCUGCCUCUACCUCUUUGCCCUGGCAUGGGCGUGGUUCUUUUUCUCACCAGGCCGCAUUCUCGCUUCUGCACCCUGGAUCACCCUCACCUCCAUCGGCCUGCUCUCGGCCUACCUCGUCGGCCGCCUCAUCACCGCUCAUCUCCUCCUCAUGGACUUCCCGGUCGUCCACACUGCCCUCGCUCUCCCCACCCUCGCUGUCGCCAACUCGGCGCUUGCUCACUUUGGCCUCCUUCCCGCCCCGCCUGUUGACGAGCUCACCGCCGCCUACGCCCUCCUCGCCGCCUCUGUCAUCCUCUACACCCACUUUGCCCACGACGUCAUCUCCGGCUUUACCACGCACCUCGGCAUCAACGUCCUCUCUAUCCCGUACCCGCCCAAGACCAAGUAA